GUCAUCAUGGAAAUCACCCAGAAGCUGACAAAGUUUGCUACCCUCGACUACGAGGAGUACCUCCGCUUCGUGGGACAGUAUACAUCCUUUGAGCGGGCCGAGGUUCAGCGAGUUUUCCGAGAGUUUGACGAAGAUUCAUCGGGAUCUUUGGAUACAGAAGAGAUCGAGGGUGUCAUGCGCUCCUUCAGCAUCACGCCCUUCAAAGCCACGGUCGAAGCUGCCAUCGCUGUUGUCGACGAGGACCACACUGGCACAGUUGAGUUCCACGAGUUCGUCCAUCUGCUGACGGUCUACAAGAAGACAGAGGGCUUCUCACAAGCAGAGGUCAAAGAUCUUUAUGCCGUCUUCUACAAAUUCGCCGUCCCCGUCUCGGACUCCAAGCUCCGCGAGGUGCCGGAAUCCGAGAUGCGGAAUGCCCUGAUGAACUUGUUUGGCCCCCAGACGCUUAGCGUGGGAGUGAAGCUGGUGAACGAGGUCUUGGUGAAGAUACAGAAGAAGAAAGAAGAAAAGGCAGCCAAGCGAGCUCUGUCUCGUCAGCAGGGAGGUCCGGAGCAAGGGAUGAAGUUCCGCGAGUUCCUGGUGUGGGCGAGAUGUCUCAGAGAGGCUGAGAUCACCGCGUACAGACGCAAGUUCGACAAGGUAGACUAUACAAAGUCAGGCCUCCUGAUGCAGGACAACCUGAAAGAGGCUCUUCAUCACAUUGGCUACACUGCCUUGCGGCCAGAGGUAGAGGACCUCUUGGAGCGCCGAAAAGUGUCCAAGGACGACAUGAUCGAUUUCGAGUGCUUCGUCAAUCUGGUUCAAGAUUUCUGCCGCACAGAUGGGUUCAGCCGGCGCGAUGUCGACGAGUUUUUUGAGGUGUUCAGCGCUUUCGACAAAGAAGGCUCGGGCGAAGUUGGCGUCCUGGAGGUCGCCUCCAUGCUGCGCUGGCUGGGCUUCAGCAUAGAGUUGGACGUGGCCAACAGCUACUUCCAGUCCGUGAACUUGGAUGGUGCAGACCGGAUGGGCUUUGCGGAGUUUCUACGUCUGAUGCGGUUGCACCGCGAUGAUUGCCUCGGCCACAUGCAGGAGGUCUUCGACCGCAACUGCGAACAGGAACUUGUGCUGAAGCAGGACUGCUUGAAGCAGGUGCUCACGCAAAUGGAUCGGCGCGUCAGCGUCAACGUGAUAAGCCAAUGCUUGCAAGGCGUCAGGGACGCACGUUACAUCGAUUUCGAUGACUUCGUGCAGGUGACUGACAAUAUGCGGCGGCAUAUCCUGAACCAGAUGCGGAAGCAGGCGGGCUUCACAGACGACGAGGUACGAACCUUCCAGCAGGCCUUCGAUAAGUAUGAUACCGAUGGAAAUCGGAAGCUGACGCGGGACGAAAUGCCACCUCUUCUGGCCGAUUUAAAGAUUGAUCUUCGCACAGUGGACGAUCAGAGGCACUUCGUUCGCCCUUCUCUCAGCAUGGUGCUGAACGGGUGGUUCGUGACGAU
Messenger RNA from Symbiodinium necroappetens, 1478 nucleotides. NCBI's taxonomy places the organism in Eukaryota, Dinophyceae, Suessiales, Symbiodiniaceae. The record is from the annotation of a GenBank genome assembly.